Messenger RNA from Solea solea (common sole), 1342 nucleotides. It is a transcript of the gene jmjd8, whose product is annotated as jumonji domain containing 8. Gene Ontology annotation, cellular component: cytoplasm. Lineage: Eukaryota; Metazoa; Chordata; Actinopteri; Pleuronectiformes; Soleidae. The record is from RefSeq and is a predicted model, not a curated record. The transcript is spliced from 9 exons. Bases 145 to 1002 code for a protein of 285 amino acids.
AACACACGGUCACCUGUUCAGUAUGCUGUGAUGUGAUUGGCUCUCGGAAAAGCAGCCGUUUCUCUCGUUCUGUGGGAGUUUUUUCCGCCUAAAACCGGUGCCGUUUUCACCGGAGCUGAGACGGGUUUUCAGUCCCGGGUGAAGAUGAAGAUGAAGAUGAACCAGGCUGCGUUCACGCGCCCGCUCAUCCUGCUGAGUCUCUGCCUGCUUCUGAGGGCGGAGCAGCGGCCGGAGCAGCGGCUGGAGCAGCGGCCGGAGCCGGAAGACGGCAGCGGCGGCGGCGGCUGGUCAUUAAAUUCGGACGUGAGAUUGGAGGACGACAGUCGCUGUGACGUGGACGUGUUGGACGCCUCGUCGCUCUCGUAUCAACAGUUCCUUGAAAGAUACGCGUACAGUCGUCCCGUCGUCCUGCGAGCUCUGACCAAUAACACGAACUUCCGGCUCCUCUGCUCGAAGUGGACGUUACUGCAGGAAUAUGGAGGCAGGACCGUUCGUCUGAGUACGGCCAACACGUACUCCUACAGGAAAGUGGACGUGUCUUUCCAGGAGUACGUGGACGUUUUCCUGAAGCCUCAGUCCACUGAGGUUCUGGGCAACGACACGCUGUACUUCUUUGGAGACAAUAACAUGAGUGAGUGGCAGAGUCUGUUCCAGAACUACGUGUCUCCUCCGUACGUCCUCCCUCUGACCUCAGCAGCCUACAGCUUUGGUAUCGCAGGUCCAGGAACAGGAGUUCCCUUUCACUGGCACGGACCUGGAUUCUCUGAGGUCAUCUAUGGAAGAAAGCGCUGGUUCUUGUCUCCUCCUGAUAAAGAACCUCACUUCCACCCAAACCACACCACUCUGUCCUGGCUCAGAGACAUUUACCCCAGUCUGCCGGAGGACGAGGCUCCUCUGGACUGUACCAUCGGACCAGGAGAGGUGCUGUAUUUCCCUGACCGCUGGUGGCACGCCACGCUCAACCUGGACACCAGCGUCUUCAUCUCCACCUUCCUCGGCUGACUGACCUGCAGGACCAGGACCAGGACCAGGACUAGGACGUCCAACUGUCCACCUCCAGCUUCACCACACGAUUUUUUCUAACCCGUUAUUUUGAACUUUAAGGGACAGUUGAGGUUUUUCUGUAUAAAGAGUGAGUGAAUGAGUGAAUGAGUGAGUGACAGAGACACAUGGUCAGCACUGGGGACCUAAGACAUGGACACUGACCUUUUGACAACAGUCUUUAAUCAUGUAUAAAGUACAUAAUGAAGAUUUUUACAAAAAUUUACAAAAAUGUUGAAAAUAUCAGUUUGAUUUGAACUGGAUGAAGAUAUGAAAUAUAAAUACAGUGACUUUGAUACUU